CCCCAGUCACGAUUCACAGGUACCUCAACGAGAGAACACGAAUUGACGAGAAGAAUACACAUAUAAUUGAAACUCGUGCAUUCGUCAGAACAUAACCAUGGAUCAUACGAUUGUACCACGUUACAUAAAUGAAUAUCCCUCAUUCAAAAUGUCCACUCCUGCCUGUCCGAUUCAUCUGGUGCUCAAAUGGUCCUACAAGAUGGUGCAUUCCAUGCCGUUGGUUUGUCAGAACUGGCUUUCAGGAUGGCUACCAUUGGUGCUUUCAGAGGAGCUUAUCAUCCUGCCAAACCCGUCGUCCUUGAACCAAUUAUGAACGUUGAGGUUAUCACACCAGCAGAGUUCUUGGUUACGGGAAGAGAGUUAGUGUAGUAGUAGUAGUCGCACUGGCAACGGUCCCUGUCAAGGGAACGGCCAAUGUUUUCUAUGCCGUUGUUGACAAACAGGUCAACAUCGUAGACCGCGAAGAACUCAUGCCGCUGUAAGCAUCGUUGGUUU
Messenger RNA from Desarmillaria tabescens, 495 nucleotides. RefSeq lists its product as uncharacterized. The annotation marks the transcript as partial. NCBI's taxonomy places the organism in Eukaryota, Fungi, Basidiomycota, Agaricomycetes, Agaricales, Physalacriaceae. The transcript has a single exon. The record is from RefSeq and is a predicted model, not a curated record.